Rotaria sordida is the source of this 732-nucleotide messenger RNA. The record is from the annotation of a GenBank genome assembly. NCBI's taxonomy places the organism in Eukaryota, Metazoa, Rotifera, Eurotatoria, Philodinida, Philodinidae.
AUGCAUGUUUUUCUUUUAGAAGAAAAAAAAAAGACAAUAGCUUCAUCUCGUUUAUUUAAUAAUAUUGGAAGAAUUGGUAUUGGUUUAGGUAUUGGUGGUGGUGUGAUUAAUUCUAUGCUUUAUAAUGUUGAUGGUGGUCAUCGAGAUGUUAUUUUUGAUCGUUUUCAAGGUGUUAAACGAGAUCUUCAUAGACCAAUUAUAUUUGAUAUUCGUACACGACCACGAUCUCUUCCAUCAAUAACAGAAAUAAAAGAUUAUGAAGAACGUGUUUUACCAUCGAUUAUUAAUGAAUCUCAAUUUGAUGCUAUUGAAUUGGUUACACAACGUACACUUAUUUCUCAAUGUGCUAGUAAAUUCUUAACAGAACGUGCUGCUCAAUUUGGUUUAUUACUUGAUGAUAUUUCAAUUACACAUUUAAGUUUUAAAUCUGAAUUUACAAGUGCUGUUGAAUUAAAACAAGUUGCACAACAAGAUGUUGAAAAACAACGAUUUUUAGUCGAAAAAAAUCAAGCUGAACAAAGUCAUCGACCAAAUGUUAUUGCAGCAGAAGGUGAUGCUCGUGCAGCUGAUUUGAUUGGCAAAGCUUUAGAUGAAGCUGGUGAUGGUUUGAUCGAACUUCGACGAAUUGAAGCCGCUGAAGGUAUUGCAAAUCAACUAUCAAAAUCAAGAAAUAUCGUCUAUUUACUACAUGGUCCUCAAAUGUUACUUAACAUUACUGGUGCUAUGCAAUAA